This is a messenger RNA of Toxoplasma gondii ME49, 916 nucleotides long. RefSeq names its product Rab1 protein. Lineage: Eukaryota; Apicomplexa; Conoidasida; Eucoccidiorida; Sarcocystidae. The record is from RefSeq and is a predicted model, not a curated record. The transcript has 10 exons. Gene Ontology annotation, biological process: protein secretion; regulation of exocytosis. Gene Ontology annotation, molecular function: GTP binding; GTPase activity. Bases 1 to 651 code for a protein of 216 amino acids.
AUGGCGGCAGGCAGACCACGGGACUACGACCACCUCUUCAAGCUCGUCCUUAUCGGCGAUUCUGGUGUCGGCAAGUCCUGUCUUCUGCUCCGGUUUUCCGACGAUGCCUUCACCGAGAGCUACAUCACCACAAUCGGCGUCGACUUUAGAUUUCGCACGAUCAAUGUGGACAACGAAAUUGUCAAGCUUCAAAUCUGGGACACAGCGGGGCAGGAGCGCUUCCGGACGAUCACCAGCGCGUACUACCGCGGCGCAGACGGCAUUGUGCUCGUCUACGACGUGACUGACCGCGAGUCGUUUUUGCACGUCGACGAGUGGCUGGCAGAAGUCAACAGAUACGCAAACGAAAACACUUGCAAGAUCCUCGUAGGAAACAAAUGCGAGAAGGCAGACGAUCGCCAAGUGUCAGUUGAAGAAGGCCAGAGAAAGGCGGAAGAGCUUGGUAUUUCCUUCAUCGAAACAUCAGCGAAGAAUGCGAUCAACGUGGACGAGGCGUUUACGGUUGUGGCCCGAGAGCUCAUCAAAAUGAAGCAAUCGGCAGGAGCGGCAGCAGGACGAGGUGUGGGGCCGCAGGGAAUGAGGAUCGCGAGUCAGCCCACAGGUGCUGACAACCGGGCUAUGGCACAGCGGACUGGCAACUGUUCAUGCUGAUCAACACUCGCAGUCCUGUUGUUUCUCGUUCUUUAGGCAAAAACGCUUUGCAGUUUCCAGUCGCGAACGAACGCUUCUCUCGGUCUCUGUUCGCUGUAGUUUUCAGUGAUCGGCACUCGAAAGGCACCUUGCGCCGUGAGAAUUCCUCACGGGCUGCGCCUCUCUUCACUGCCUCAAGGCACACAGUAUCACGCAGUGCUCUUGCGCAGAAACUCAGACAACGCAAGUCGUCGAUAGACCAUGCAUCGAAGAAUGGGCUGCUCGC